Molecule: messenger RNA, 2276 nt
Organism: Xiphophorus hellerii (green swordtail)
Lineage: Eukaryota; Metazoa; Chordata; Actinopteri; Cyprinodontiformes; Poeciliidae
Gene: amn
Product: amnion associated transmembrane protein
Biological process (GO): receptor-mediated endocytosis; intracellular protein localization
Cellular component (GO): apical plasma membrane; endocytic vesicle
Source: RefSeq, a predicted model, not a curated record
AUGAGACAGAAGUUGAACUAUUUUGUCUUAAAGCAAAUCACAAUGUGUGGUUGUACAUGAUUAUGUAACAUCUCCAUAAAAUAAGGUGGUGGCAGCAACAUGCAGUGGAGAUUUUUAUGGUCAGAUGCAGAAAACGUUUUUAAAAGCCUCAAAGGUUGUGCAGAUCUGUCAAAAGUGUUAAACUAGUUUCUCUAAGGCAUCUUUACAUUUCCAGAUUCUUCUGAAAUGUAAUUAAUUUACUGAGUUUAUAGGUCAUAUAACCACCAGAGGUCAUGUUCUUUGCACAAACGCAAAUGAUCUCCAGCAACUUAUGAUUAAACAGCUCAAACUAAAUACCCUCAAUAAGAAAUAUACUUUAACCUAACUAAGGCUGGCUACUGCUAUUUUUCUCUUCACAAAUAGAAAGAAAAUGCAAUGUGCCAAACAUAAAAUCCUAACCUGUUGAAAGUGUUCCAUAUUAUAUCAACCUGCUAAAAAGUAUUUAUAAAACAAAACAAAACACAGAAAUCCAAAAGUGAGGAUAGUUUGAACUGGUUUUCAUAAAGGAGGACUGUCAAGGCAGAAGGUGUAAAUAUUUACAAGUCACCUGCUCAUGAACAGGAUGAGCUUAUGAACUUUAGCAGUAAGCCGUGCUGCUCUCAUGUUUGUCACAAGGUUGGAAUCAAAGGUCAUAUUUUCCGUUCUUUGCCACAAACAUUCAAGAUGCUGAAAAUGGCACAAGUACUCCUCAUCUGCUGUCUUGUUGGGGCAACAAAUGCCCUUUACAAGCAGUGGAUUCCUGAUACCAAUUACGAGAAUAAGACCAACUGGGAUAAAGGAGACGUUCCGUGCGGAAGUGACACAGUUCAGUUUUCAUCUCAAAGAAAAGUGUCUGUGUUUGUGGAAACCACUCAUGCCGUGCAGGAGAUGACGCUACCAAUGGAUGGUGAGAUCAUUCUGAAUUCGGGAGCUGGCUUUUAUGUAAUCAGCGGACAGGACCCUGAUUGUGGCGCAGGAGUGAUAACCAAGUUCAAAGACGCUGACUCGCUUCAAUGGUUUAAUCCAGCUCUGUGGCAGGCAGCUGCAACUCUGAAUGAUCUACAGGAUGGACAUUUCCUCUUCUCGGUGCAUGAGGAGAGCGUACCCUGUCAGCAGGAUGACGUCGUGUUCAAACCCCUCUCCUCUUUCCGUGUGGACACCAGCUCCAGCCAGACCACCAUCCCCGUCAAAUCCGUAUCUGUGCUGGGAAAUGUAUUUGACAGCAAGUCCGAGUUCUCCGAGUAUCUCGGCUCACAAUCAGGCCUGCUGCAGUUUCACGGGUCAUCAUCGGUCACUGUUGGAAACCCAAGUUGUGGGGAUGCUACUGGCUGUGACUGUGGGAACUCUGUCAACCAUGAACGCAUCUGCAGCACAGUGACCUGUGGCACUCUGAGCUGUAAAAAGCCUUUGCUUCCCAUCGGACACUGCUGCGAGGUGUGUGGCGCAAUAAUUGUCAUCUAUUUUUCUGACAGCUUUAACCUGGAAAAUUAUAGGGGACGAAUCCGUCACCUUUUCCUUUCACUGCCAAAAUAUCAGUCCAUUCAGCUGGGCAUGUCUAAAAUCUUAAAGCCACAGAGGUUGAUGGGAAUUAUCCCAUUUGGAUCUUCACCUGAGAUUCAAGUAGUCAUUCUGGAUGGAGAGACUGGGAAACUAUCAGAAGUGCUGGCCCAGGACAUGACCAAGGAUAUUAAAUCUCAUGGCUCAAAUCUGGGCAUAACAGGAGCCGAAAUUCAGACUGCUAGUGAGCCUGGAAGCAGUGCAGGGACAGUAGUUGGGGCAGUGUUUGGAGUCUUACUCGUGGUUACACUUAUUGUGAUUGUGGUUGUGCUAAUCCGUAAGGGAAUUGUACAGAUGCCUUCGAUGCCUUCGAUGCCUUCGAUGCCAUCUCUGAGCCGCUUCAGGAGAAACACUGACGUCGAUGAUCUUAACGCGGCUGCUGACCGUGGAUUUGACAAUCCGAUAUUUGAUAAACCUGAUAUGCUGAAUAACAUUUCUGGUCUGUAUAGCACUGAUUCCAUCUCCAUGACUCAGGCAGGCGUGCACUUUAUAAAUCCAGCUUAUGAUGAGAACGAAAUAGAUUUUACAGUUUGAAGUUAACUUUUCACGCACUUUUGUGAUUAAAUGUCAACAUGCCUUUUAAAAAGAUAGAGGAUGAUUGUAAAUUUAUAACAGCUAAGUCUUAUCAAUGUGAUUGUAUAUUGAUGUGGGACAAUGAGAAGUUUAAUGACCAAAUAAACUUGCAGGGCAAAUAAAGAGAA